AUGGGUGACGCUUUAGCAGUGGAGGAACAACGAUCUAUCCUCAGUACCCAAUCUGUUCUCCCUUCUCCUGACACAAUCAACAAGCUGGUAAAACGCAUAAGAGCUCUGACCAUCCGACUUCUGCCUGUCGAAGUAGAAUUAACCGAUAUAACAGAUGCGACAUCAUCUAUUAUCACCCCAGAGGUCAUUCGUUCCUUCGCUCUUUGUGGGGGAGAUUUUGGAGAGGCCGUGCCUUUCUGUCUUCUAAGAGCAAAAGCACUUUUCGUCAAAGAAGGAUAUCAAAAUCCUGCAGAUUAUGACGAAUGUUGUUGCCGUGCCACCGCUUGCGAGGUUUUGGCAAGACGUAUAGUACAUAAUCUCCCAGCGGACAGAUUGGAAAGUGUUAUGUCGACUAGGUUCAGGUAUAGGGAUAGCGAUGGGGAUGUGUCGGCGGCGACUUCUCUGUUGGAAACGGCUAUAGAUCAGCAUUGCACGAUCUUCCUUGCCUCCACUGAAGCUCAAUACGUCGUCAAUUGUCUAUGGCGAGGAGACUGGGUUCAACAGAAUAACGAAAAUGACGAUAUCGAUUAUGUACGAUACGAACCUGUGGAGAGGACUACCGUCUGGCAACACUUGAACCCUCAGAGGAUGAACGUGCCAAGAUAUCAGACUGCAUUUCGUCAAGUGAUGUGGAUCGUGUUUCUGUUCGUCUACUCGCAGUCCGUCCAAAGUCCACUCGACUCAUUAGACCCCGAACACGAAUUUGACGAAUGGGAAUACGUUUUGUAUACCAUGACUCUCGCGUAUCUCAUCGAAGCGCAUGGAUGGCUGAGGUUUGAAGAGGGCGUGAAAGUAGUCAAAACGAUCAAACUUGCCCCCCGACCGCUCGCGACCAUAGGAUUUUGGACAGUGAUCAAUUUUAUUACGGAUGGUCUCCUCCUAUCCGCUUUCGCCCUUCGUAUCGCUGGAUUGAGUAUGGAAGAUAACAAGAGUGAGAAAGCGCAGCAAUUACAUUUCAAGAGUUUCCAAGUAUUGAGCUGUGUUGCUCCUCUCAUAUGGAUCAAGCUGCUCACAGUCUUUGAUGGAUUCAAGGUCGUUGGUACUUUACAAGUAGUGACUUUCCGUAUGCUACGAGAAUCUGCCAUAUUCUUCAUCCUACUGGCGCUUAUGGGAUGUGGAUUCCUUCAAUCCAUGUAUGCUCUGGAUGCCGCAGAUGGGGAAUCAGGCGGAGGAGCCAUCGUGAUCAACAGUCUUAUUCAAGCUCUCCUCGGUGCACCUGAUUUCGAAACGCCCAACGAGAGGUUUGGCUGGCCUUUCGGUUUGAUCGUUUAUUACACUUGGAAUUUCCUCAGUACUAUCAUCCUGGUCAACGUCCUCAUUGCGUUGUUCGGGAGUGCUUAUUCGGACGUGGAAGAGAAUGCGACGGACGAGUAUCUGGCUUUCUUCGCUCAAAAGACUAUCUCCCUCAUCCGUGCGCCAGACUCUUUCGUCUAUCCAGCACCUUUUAACCUCCUCGAAGUGAUAUUUGUCGCUCCCCUGGAAUACCUACUCCCUUCUUCCUCAUACUUCGCCCUGAACAAGAUAAUCAUGUCCAUAGUCUUCUUCCCCGUCUUAAUCCUCGUCGCACUGUUCGAAUCUCAAAUCGCACAUUCUAAAUCUCAUCGACUCCGAGACUAUUUUUCCGGUCCUCCGCCAGACGAAGAGGGUGAUCCUAAGAUUGAAGAUCCGACGUGUGAAGAAGAAGGUGAAAUCAGUAGGUUGACAUUUGAACAAUUGACGGAGAAGUUUCCAAGUACGGCAGUUACGGAAGGGGCGGUUUUGUUACAUGUCUUAUCUUUUAUCGGAUUGAUGUUGGGGGGAAGUAAUAUUGAAGGGGUAAGUGAGAUGCGAGGUGUCACGAUUACUGUCUAUGAUUGA
Tremella mesenterica DSM 1558 is the source of this 1896-nucleotide messenger RNA. RefSeq lists its product as uncharacterized. Gene Ontology annotation, biological process: transmembrane transport; monoatomic ion transport. The coding region runs from base 1 to 1896 and encodes 631 amino acids. The transcript is spliced from 17 exons. Lineage: Eukaryota; Fungi; Basidiomycota; Tremellomycetes; Tremellales; Tremellaceae. The record is from RefSeq and is a predicted model, not a curated record. Gene Ontology annotation, cellular component: membrane. Gene Ontology annotation, molecular function: monoatomic ion channel activity.